UCACAACUCGUCAAACCUCUGGGCACGAUGAGGAGGAUGGCGGAGGAUAUACAACCUCACAAGGAGCAGAGCUCCUGGAUAUCAAGCUGGUUACCCUCAUGGUGCCCCACUUCUCCUUCUCAGCUGAAAGAUGCAGAAGAAAAAAUGCUCAAGACUGUGAAACGGCCAUAUUCCAGACAGCACGUCCGGAUAUCCAACAACAACUACCUGUGGACGCUAGCCUUUUCCACACAGCUGCACCCUUGCUCUCCAUCCCAACCCAAGACUCCUCUUAUUCUGCUUCAUGGCUUUGGAGGUGGGGUUGCGCUUUGGGCCCAGAACCUGGACGCUCUCUCCACCUUCGGACCGGUUUAUGCUCUGGACCUGCUGGGAUUUGGCAGGAGCAGCCGACCACAGUUCACCACAGAUCCCGAGGGGGCUGAAGAGCAGUUUGUGGAAGCUCUGGAGGAGUGGAGGGAGAAGGUUGGACUGGAGGAGAUGGUGCUGCUGGGACACAAUCUUGGAGGAUAUCUGUCAGCAGCUUACACACUCAAGUACCCAAACAGGGUCAAACAUUUGCUGCUGGUUGAGCCGUGGGGAUUCCCAGCACGCCCAGAGAACCCCAACCAUCACUCCAUCCCCAUGUGGAUCAGAGCCAUCGGCGCCAUCAUGAGCCCUUUCAACCCUCUGGCCGGGCUCAGACUGGCUGGACCUCUGGGUCCGACGCUGGUCCAGACCAUCAGGUCUGAUUUCAAGCAGAAAUACUCCUCUGUCUUCGAUGAUAACACCGUGUCCGACUACAUCUACCACCUGAACGCCCAAACUCCGAGUGGAGAGACGGCCUUUAAGAACAUGACGAUUCCCUAUGGCUGGGCUAAGAGGCCCAUGCUGGAGCGGAUCGGCCAGGUUCGAGCCGAUAUUCCCAUCUUCUUUAUUUACGGAUCUCGAUCCAGUAUCGACAGCAACUCUGGAAAAGCCGUCAAGAAAAUCAGACCAGAUGUAGACAUCACGGUGAUCAGAGGAGCGGGUCAUUAUGUGUUCGCCGACCAAUCAGAGGACUUUAACCAGGCAGUUCUUCAGAUUCUCACCAGGGAGAGCAAAGAAGAGGGAGGGAAGCCGUGAGAUUUAUGUGACGGUGAAGAGACACAGGAGAGCACAAGGAUUAACAAAGUCCAAAGCCAUUAUACAACCGCAGCAGUAAGCCUCUUUAUAAUGCACUUUACUCUUUCAAGAGACCUAAAACUGACAGGGGACACUUGACUCAUCACGGCACACUCCCUAAAGCCCCGUUCUAGAUUUUGCCACAAAUUUCCAAAUUCACAUAAAUACGUUUUUAUAAAUAAACAUGAGAUUUAGUCUGUGUUGCUGUAGUUCUUUCAUCUUCUUUUUUUUUUUUUUUUUUUUUUUUUAACUGUGGUGCAACUUUCCUCUUUUGAGGAAAUGUUGAUUUAGUAAACAGAAUGUCCUUUUGAUUGCCCCUCACCCACUUUGAGAUACAAGGCAAAAGUAAGCAGGACAAAGGGUAACUGUGAUUCCCAUGAAAUGCAUCUUCUGAGAAACUCAGAAUGAGCGUGUCCAGCAGAUGGCAGCAGAUUUACAGCAUGCAUGCCUCACCUCUCUGCUCUGCAGAAAGGCAACAGCAAAUCUGCACUCAAAGCAAAGCAAAGCGCCCUCACAUGCAUAUUGAGUUGAGUGACCUACUCAGGAGACCUGGACAGUGAUGCUCUGAGAGCCGUACGCCACUCGGCUCACUGUUAAGUCACAACUGCAGUGACAGAAUAGGGUCAGAGAUGUGUGCCGGACUAAAUAUAGGCCUUCUGUUUGAAGAAGCAUCGGCAUGAUUCAAAGAACUCACUGGGAGAUAUUUAUGAGUCUGCAAAAAAACACCAGCAGCUUUGAUUUUUUUGAUUCAGCUUGUACUAUUAGACAAUUUUGCCUCUUUUUUGCUAUAUUUUACCAGACUGGGGCAAUCAAACAAAUCAAAUCUGAGAUAUUUGUUGCACACUUAAAGAGAACCCAGAAGUUUUUUUGCAUAAAAAUACAGUUCCUUUCAUCUAAGUAUCAUUUUGAAGGUAUUCUGAUUUGUUUCAGACCAUUUAGAAAUUCAAAAAAGCUGUUUGGCUAAUGAUUUAUAUUUUGGGAUUUUGCAUGUUUAAACUUUAUACAUGUUUAAUCUUCUUUACAGCAAGAAGACCAUUUAUUGUAUCUGUCAAAGGAAGAUAGAAAAAGCCGUUGCUGAAGUUAAAUGGAAGUUAAAUGAACUCACUGAGCUAAGUUAAGCAGGGGAUUGUGUUAUUUCUGGGUACAGAGUGUCUUGGCCUUUACCAGUACACUUCCUCUGUUACCUCUGCCAUCUCUGUCAUUUCUCAAACAUCAACGCAGCCCACCCCAGCUGUCUCCUGGCAACAGGGUAGCCACGGAGACCAAGUCCUUUGGAUUGCUGACCUGCAGGAAGUGAUUUUGUGGUUGGACGGGGUAAUUGUGGGUUGUUUUCUUAAAGACGACCACUGGCUGGCUGUUUGUCAAGCCAGCGAGGAAAAUUCAGGAGGAGCUCCACGUGUGCGACCUCUUGGGGCUGAAAACAUACACCAAAAAAAAAAAAAAAAAAAAGGUCCAGGCGUCUGUCCAUAACAGUCAUUUAAUAAUCCUGCAGACUAAUUUGUUGCAUCUCUUUGUUUCUCUGUCACCCACUCAGUCACAUGGUCUUUUCAUUAUGUAAAAAGAAAGAAACUGUAAGAAGUGACAGGAGCUUUCAUACAGGGUUUGGUUAUUAUUGAAAGCCUAAGGGCCUGAAAUAACUGCACAUAAAAGGUGUGUAAGCACAGAAAAACACACAUUUGCGCUGCUGCUGUUUGCCUAUCAGCCGUUAACAUUUCUUUAAUCAUGCAUCUAUGUACAAGUCUGUGCUGCCAAAACAUUAUAAAAUUUGUUUUACAAUG
This is a messenger RNA of Melanotaenia boesemani (Boeseman's rainbowfish), 2918 nucleotides long. Its product is annotated as 1-acylglycerol-3-phosphate O-acyltransferase ABHD5-like. The record is from RefSeq and is a predicted model, not a curated record. The transcript has 7 exons. Gene Ontology annotation, cellular component: lipid droplet. NCBI's taxonomy places the organism in Eukaryota, Metazoa, Chordata, Actinopteri, Atheriniformes, Melanotaeniidae. Gene Ontology annotation, biological process: positive regulation of triglyceride catabolic process; negative regulation of triglyceride storage. The coding region runs from base 28 to 1101 and encodes 357 amino acids.